Molecule: messenger RNA, 5262 nt
Organism: Acipenser ruthenus (sterlet)
Lineage: Eukaryota; Metazoa; Chordata; Actinopteri; Acipenseriformes; Acipenseridae
Gene: stat5a
Product: signal transducer and activator of transcription 5a
Exons: 21
Coding region: 375-2735 (786 amino acids)
Biological process (GO): cell surface receptor signaling pathway via JAK-STAT; regulation of transcription by RNA polymerase II; cytokine-mediated signaling pathway
Molecular function (GO): RNA polymerase II cis-regulatory region sequence-specific DNA binding; DNA-binding transcription factor activity, RNA polymerase II-specific
Source: RefSeq, a predicted model, not a curated record
UCCGGAAGUGGGCGGGAAUUACCGAGAGAGGACGAGCGAGCAAGACAACUGCGUAACAACUCUGAGGAGAGAGAGAGCGUGAGACUAGAGAGAAAGAUAGAGAGAUAGAGAGAGAGAGAGACGGGGAAAGGGGAGAUCGGCUUGUUUGAUCACGCUGGGCUUAGAUUUGCUAGAAUUUUAUAUUGAAAGAAGAACCGCUUCCACGUUUAGACGAACAUGUUGAUGGAUUGUAAACCACUGUAAUUGAAUACAGUAUGUGAAGACCAGCAUACAGUUCAGUUCAAAUACAAGAGUAAAAUGUAAAGGUUUGUGGUGUUAAUCUCCAAAAGAACCUCCUGCAUUUACAUGGUAACAGAGACUUCAGACCAGAGAAGAUGGCAGUGUGGAUCCAAGCCCAGCAACUGCAAGGGGAGGCCUUGCACCAGAUGCAGUCCCUGUAUGGGCAUCACUUUCCUAUAGAAGUUCGUCAUUACCUAUCGCAGUGGAUUGAGAGUCAGACAUGGGACUCGAUCGAUCUGGAAAAUCCCCAGGAAGAAUUUCGAGCAAAACGCCUGCUGGAGAGUUUGGUUCAGGAGCUGCAAAACAAGGCCGAACAUCAAGUUGGAGAGGAUGGUUUUCUACUGAAAAUCAAACUAGGGCACUACGCCAGUCAACUGAAGAGCACCUAUGACCGAUGUCCGUUGGAGCUGGUUAGAUGUAUAAAACACAUUCUCUACACUGAGCAGAGACUUGUGCGGGAAGCAACUGAUUCUAGCUCCCCAGGUGGAGGCCUGCUAGACAGCAUGUCUCAGAAACACCUCCAGAUCAACCAGUCCUUCGAGGAGCUGCGUAUGAUGACCCAAGACACUGAGAAUGACCUGCGCAAGCUGCAGCACAACCAGGAGUACUUCAUCAUCCAGUACCAGGAGAGCCUGCGCAUACAGGCUCAGCUGUCCAGCCUGACUACUCUCCCUCCCGCUGACCGUCUCUUGAGAGAACCCGCUCUGCAGACCAAAAGAGCUACUGUGGAGGCCUGGUUAACAAGGGAAGCUAAUACACUACAGAAAUACAGACUGGAUCUAGCUGAGAAGCACCAGAAGACGCUGCAGUUGCUCCACAAGCAGCAGACCAUCAUCCUGGACGACGAGCUCAUCCAGUGGAAGCGGCGGCAGCAGCUGUCGGGCAACGGGGGACCCCCUGAGGGAGGCCUGGACGUGGUGCAGUCCUGGUGUGAGAAGCUGGCAGAGAUAAACUGGCAGAACCGACAACAGAUCAGGAGAGCAGAACAUCUACGACAGCAGCUGCCCAUUCCCGGCCCAAUAGAAGAGUUACUCACCGAUCUCAACAAGCAAAUCACAGACAUUAUAUCCGCACUCGUGACCAGCACCUUUAUUAUUGAGAAGCAGCCCCCCCAGGUGUUGAAAACGCAGACGAAGUUUGCUGCUACAGUGCGCUUGCUGGUUGGGGGGAAGUUGAAUGUCCACAUGAACCCGCCCCAGGUGAAAGCCACGAUAAUCAGCGAACAGCAAGCCAAGGCCCUCUUGAAAAAGGAGAACACCAGGAAUGACAGUAGUGGAGAGAUUCUAAACAAUAACUGUGUAAUGGAAUACCACCAAGCCACUGGAACCCUGAGUGCCCACUUUAGAAACAUGUCCCUAAAAAGAAUCAAGCGCUCAGAUCGGCGAGGGGCAGAGUCAGUAACAGAAGAGAAGUUCACGAUCCUCUUCGAGUCACAGUUUAGCGUCGGUGGAAACGAACUCAUGUUUCAAGUAAAGACUUUAUCACUCCCUGUAGUAGUGAUAGUUCAUGGAAGCCAAGACAACAAUGCCACAGCCACGGUUCUCUGGGAUAAUGCAUUUGCUGAGCCAGGACGGGUGCCGUUCUCAGUUCCUGACAAAGUGCUUUGGCCGCAGCUCUGUGAGGCACUUAACAUGAAGUUCAAGGCGGAGAUGCAGAGUAGCAGGGGCCUUUCGGAGGAGAAUCUGGUGUUCCUGGCGCAGAAAGCUUUCAGCAGCUCUAGCAUCAACCCAGAGGAGUAUCGCAGCAUGACCAUGACCUGGUCCCAGUUCAACAGGGAAAGUUUACCUGGCCGGAACUUCACAUUUUGGCAGUGGUUUGAUGGAGUUAUGGAGCUCACAAAAAAGCACUUGAAACCUCAUUGGAACGAUGGAGCCAUCCUGGGGUUUGUGAACAAACAGCAGGCGCAGGAUAUGCUCAUGUCGAAGCCGAAUGGCACGUUUCUUCUGCGGUUCAGCGACUCGGAGAUUGGAGGCAUAACGAUUGCCUGGGUGGCGGAGAAUCCCAAUAAAGCUGGGGAGAGGUUGGUCUGGAAUUUAAUGCCGUACACAACCAAAGAUUUCUCUAUCCGAUCCUUGGCCGACCGUAUCAGUGACCUGAAUCACCUGCUGUUUCUGUAUCCUGACAGACCGAAAGACGAAGUCUUCUCAAAAUAUUACACCCCUCCUCUGUCUAAAGCAGUGGAUGGAUACGUAAAGCCACAGAUCAAACAAGUAGUUCCAGAGUUUGCAACAGCCUCUUCAGAUUCUGCAAGUGGAAAUCAAACAUACAUGGAUCACGCCUCGUCACCUGCUGUGAGCCAUUCACACACAUAUGGCAUGUAUCCACCAAGCGCUGAUUCAAUGCUGGAUGGAGAUGGGGAUUUUGACCUGGACGACACAAUGGAUGUAGCGAGACAUGUGGAAGAGCUGCUUCGUAGGCCAAUGGAAAGUCAAUGGAUCGGAAGCAACCAGUCGUGACCCAGUAGCUUCUCCUAAAGAAAACCAGCUACAUUUUCUGAUGGUUUAAUUCCAUUUUUUUUUAAACCAUAAUGUGAAAUGUUAAUAAAGCAUUUUUUUUUUUUUUUUUGGUGGGAAAUGUUUCGUUAAUUGCUUGCAAAACAAAUAAUGCUGCAGUUAAUACUACAGGGAGAUAUAUAGCUUAUUAUAUUGUAAAAAGGCAACAUGUUAUUUGCAUGCUUUAGUUAUUCUUAUUGCUUUGCUGGACUUUAGUGAGAGAGAGAAAACCUACUGUACAAAUCAGUUCAUUCAACUGAAUGGUCCGUCAUAGGUGUUUACUGCAGAUAUUUGAUUUCACUGCCCUUUACCAAAAAAGAAAAAAAAACAAAACAUUGUUUUCUUUAUUAAAUUGACGUAAGGUUUCGUUGUUUUGAUAUUAGUUAAAGACGUUUAAAUGUUUGUGUGUUUUAAAGUAAUGUUUGGGGUGUGUUUUAAGCUGCACAGGAGCAGGCGCAGCACCUAAAACCCAAACGGACUGAAAGAGACAUGUUUGCGAAACUCAGCUUUGUGGUGGCAUGUUCUCACCUGCAAUGCAUUCAGUUGACCGGACACUGUGUGACGCAGGGUUGAAAAUCCAGUAUGGGCUUCACUUUUAUCAGACUUCGGGGAGUUGGGAAGUUGGGGGUGUUUGAGAAAUGCUGUAUCCAACAUGUCUUUUGAAUAUGUUACAGUCACAGUACGUAUGUGAGACAACUGUUUGACCUGCUUGAUUUGGCAGAUUGAAGCCUCACCAUCAAAACAAGCGAACUAGCAACCAAAUUUAAUUCCUGAUUUUCAGGUUACCACGAACAAGCCAUAAAGGUCUCAGGAAUGUGAUUGAAUUUGCAGAUUACCAUAUCGCGGGGAUUGUAAUGUGCAGUGCUAGGGAAUUUAAAAAAAAUUAAAAAAAUUAAAUAAUUACAAUUAAAAAAUGUAUAUUUAAUAUUUUAAAAAGAUUGCUAUUUUAGUACCAUGUGUAUGUAUCUAUUGCCUAGUGUUCAGAUCAUGACACACACAAAAAGCCAUCAAUCCCCUAUUUCUGAGUUGCAUUUUUGUAAAAUGCCAUAGGGAAAGAAUGUUAAGGUCACAUCAGAAAGACAGUUUAAUUUGUAAUAAACGCAAAAAAAAAAAAAGUAUGUUGUCUACUACAUAAGUGUUGGAUUUUUGAUACAGUAAUUAAACCGGGAAGGUUUGCUGUUUUGUAGUGUUUUUGUGUGUGUGUGUUUUGGUUUUAGAAAAAUCUAAUUCCAGGGUGCCUGUCAGAUCACAGUUUUUAUGUACUGUGACACAGCUGCAGGCAGUGUGUAUAGAGUAACAAUUGAUAUAUGGCUUGCAAUUUUGACAUUGUCUUUUAAUACAUUGUUGAUAUGGCAUUGAAGUGAUAAAAUAUCAGAUAAGGUGAUCAGGUUUGAACAGAGCUGUUUAUUUUGUUGAAAGGUUAUUAAGCUGCUGUACCAUUUAAAACAUGUUAUACAAGUUUGAUUAGUAUUGAAAUACAACAGUGCCUAUCCACAAACGUUUUAGGGAACUUUUUGUUUUCUUGGAAUGCUACUGCGGACAGAUGCAGAAUGACUCCUUAAGGUAUCGGAAUCUCAUUUUAUUCGACUUUUUUAAUAUAUUCGGUUUUGUGAAAAGUUCAAAUGUCUAAAGUUAAUACUGAGGUCUCCUUAAAGUGAUUGUAUCAUACAAAGCAAAAAUAAUAAUCUUACCUAUGGUGUACCUUCAUUCUCUCAUAUUGGUCUCCAGUGUGCAGUUUUGGAGGAAACGUCUAUUUUCAUUUUAAAAAUAUGAUAUCUGGUUCUACGCUUGGUUAAGAGGUCUGUGUUUGCAGAACAUUGUUUUGUGGUAGUGCUGCACUCCCUUGGUCGUUUGACCUGGAGAGUGACAUUGUCCCCGCCCCAUCACAUCUUCUUUCCUGUAAUUAACCAACCAGCUGCUUCCCCUAAUGACUGGCAGACUUCCUAAGGCAUGAAAACUAAGAACUUUUUUUUUUUUUUUACUUAGUUACAAUAUAGUGUGUGUUUCUUUCAAAACUGCUCAUUUGAAACCUUAAGCAAUGAAAGAUGCAAGGAAAUCAUUUUUUUGUUUUUGUUUUUGUUAAUAUUCAAUGUCAAGGUGUUUAAAAACCAAACUAGCAAGUCAAACGUAUCCCGGCUUGAUUGCUUUGUCUCUUGUAUUUGUGUUUUUGGUUUCUUUUUUUCCUGUUGCUUUAAAUCUACACACUGCCAAGAAACAAACUCUGUAUAUAAUUUCCUUCGGGGCAAAGGAUAUAUAGUUCAUUAAUCAUCAACCUAGCAGCGACCAAAUAAAAUAAAAACAAACACAGAAUUCAAUAGCGCCUCCUCCUAGAAGAGAAGCAAACUGCAUCUAACAGAAUACUGAUUCCUGUUGAAUGCGACUCAUAAAAAGGCUACAAUGUAAAAUGUCCAAUCCCCAACCUUAACAUGUAAUGGUGACAAGGCCUUUAUAUAAAAGGCUUAUUUUUUUAAAUAAAAAAAAAAGAAAGAAA